Verticillium alfalfae VaMs.102 is the source of this 2304-nucleotide messenger RNA. RefSeq lists its product with no specific name. The transcript is spliced from 6 exons. NCBI's taxonomy places the organism in Eukaryota, Fungi, Ascomycota, Sordariomycetes, Glomerellales, Plectosphaerellaceae. The coding region runs from base 1 to 2304 and encodes 767 amino acids. The record is from RefSeq and is a predicted model, not a curated record.
AUGGCUACAUGGAUGUCACUGAUGCUGUCAGCACCAAACAUACCCCUGGAUCGCCGGUUGCCGAGUAAUGAGAUUGGGCAAAUUGCCAGACAAAAUGAGCGAGCAGUUGAGAUUUACAACAAGCCAAGGCUUCGACCGAAGCCGAUGGAGGGUCUGGAAGUAACGGCAACCGGAUUCUCGGCCCAAGACAUUGACAAAAGGGCCCUCGAAGAACUCCAUCUCGAUUGGCAGACUUCUGCUGAUAAUUCUACUGUGCUUGUCACGAAAGAUAAAAGGCCAUUGAAUGGGUUCGAGGUGGAUAUGGUUGCUAGGACUAGCAUAGUUAUCCAGGCUACGUCUAACCCGGACUGGCACGUCAUGAACACACCUUUUAUGAGCUUGGGGCUCAAAGCGUUGGCUAAUCGCUUGAUAGAAGGUUGGACGACAUUCGACAUCAAGGAGUUUUCUGAUGAGACAGACGGUAACAAUCAUUUACAUCCCGAAAUCCAUGGUAAUGAGGUUCGAGGUGGCGACGAUGACUCAAAAUCCACAAGCUCAUCUAAUGAGUUCGUGAAUCAGUACUUGAAUCGCCAGCCUUGGGCCUCGGAAGUGCGCCCGGAAUUCGCAGCGGGCGAGCCAAGAACAUCCACCGGCGCUUUUCGAAACCAACAAUCGAGACCCAAUAGGCCGAUCGCUGCAAGUCGUUCCGUUCCCGCGGGAGCACGACCACCUUUACCUGACGACCUGGCUUCAUUCUACAGUAAUACGAGUUCAUCGCCACGGCCGGUAGAGGGACGGAGAAUAUUCCCUUACAGACCAACUCAGGUCCCGGAGCUUAGUCAAAACGCUUAUGCCAACCCACCGCCCCAGCACUAUCACAGCUUCGCCAGUCUUUAUGACGAAGCACCGCGCAAUCCAGUGCUUGAAAGGCACCCAUUACCCCCGUGGGAUCGCGGAACAAGGUCAGCCAGCCACCCGCUCGGCCACGUUCACCCGGACCAUAUUGAUGAACCAGGCUCAGUACCACUGUUCAGGAGAGGGCAAAGGACUCUGGGAUUAGUUUCAUCGGAGGAUGAGACAGAGAGAAGGAUGUGGGUGUAUAAGGAGCCCGAGCGAUCCGUGCCGAAAAGGGGUCCGGGGACCAGACCACACCGCCAGAAACGUACAUCUGCCGGGCUAACACCGCGAAAGGCGAGGAGUCACAAUGAAUUGAAGGCUGAACAGGGUACAACGGCUCCUAUACCCCACGUUACUUUUGUUUCCAAAAGUAAGAGUGCAAGUCAGGGCUCCGACCGGUUCCGUCGCAGCGGAAGCUCUCAACCGGCGAUACUAAACCGUUGGAUCUACCAAUCAAUGACGCCUUUAAAAAGCACAACCGAGCACUCAGAUGAUCUCGCCCCCGAUCAAGGAUACGACUCCGGCGACGUUGCAGACGAUGACGCAGGCGAAUUUGGACAAGCCGGCCAAAGGGGAACAAUCGGCCAAGUUGAAUUAUUCGAAGUCGAGUCUGUAGACUCAAGGCUGAGAGAACUAGACAGUAUUUCCGUACCCGCGAAAAAGUCCAAUGUUGAAGAGCCCCACCAACUUACAGAACUGAUGGUGGAGGGACCAGUACAGGGACCGUUACCGAGCAAUUCAACUACAGACAAUGAUUGCCCGUCAUCGACUCCAGAUACUGCACACGGUUUUGAGGUUCACCCCAAAGAGGCAAGCACAGGACAGCAAGACGGAAGGGAAAUCAAGACUCUGUCACUAAGAAGACCCAUGCUGCCACCCACGUCUCAAAAGCCGACUACCAGGGCGCGAGCAGCCAGCCGACUCACCGCUCAGAUAGAAGAAUCGAAUGUAAAUCCAAACACCAGUGACUCUGAGGAGUCCAUGUCGACCUUCGAGCCGCAGCUGCCACCAGUCAUGGAUGCACCAGCACCUGAACACGAGAGCCCCGUGCCAGUCUCGACAGCAUGGCGAGGCGUAGUAUUCCCGGUUCGACCACAUCUUGUCCCCAUUUACGUCAGGGGCAACGAAUUAGGACAAACUUGGUAUGCAGGACCGGAGCGUGUCUGGCAUCUCCGCCAGGUACACGUUUCUUGGCAGCUUCGCGGCCGCAGCGCUAUGCCUGUCCCUCACAUGAAGACCUCCCCUCCACCGCCGGCGCGAUUUUUCAGUCAGCUGGAGUUGAAUAAACCCAUCAAGCGCUUGACUGGUGCAGGUGACUGGGAGACACCGGAGGCCCAGGAGAAGGGAGGCGGGAUCGUUCAGUGGGUGUGGAAUGCAGUCCGAUCAUCCUUUGAUCUUGUGUGUACAGUUGUACGGAGUAUCAGCUGA